This is a messenger RNA of Culicoides brevitarsis, 1301 nucleotides long. RefSeq lists its product as uncharacterized. Gene Ontology annotation, biological process: purine nucleobase metabolic process; purine ribonucleoside salvage. Gene Ontology annotation, molecular function: adenosine kinase activity. The transcript has 3 exons. NCBI's taxonomy places the organism in Eukaryota, Metazoa, Arthropoda, Insecta, Diptera, Ceratopogonidae. The record is from RefSeq and is a predicted model, not a curated record. Gene Ontology annotation, cellular component: nucleus; cytosol. The coding region runs from base 218 to 1252 and encodes 344 amino acids.
CGCACACUGUCACACAUUGUGUUGCGAAGACGUGAUAACCUUUUGGCAAUAUUUAUUUUUUUCCGUCAAUUCGCUCAAUGAAUCUCCUCUAAUCUAACAUAGUUUUUUAUUAAAUUAAAUUAAUUCCAGUCAUUGUUAUGUUCUGCUAGUCGGAGCAUCAGUACAAAAGCAAUUCAAGUCGUAGUUCUUCCGAUUGUCUAAUCAAGCAAGCCAAAAAAUGUCAAGAGAUGGUCUUUUGUGUGGAUUCGGGAAUCCAUUGCUCGAUAUUUCCGCCGUCGUGGACGAUGCCUUCCUCAAGAAGUACGACAUGAAACCGGACAACGCAAUUCUGGCCGAAGAGAAACAUAUUCCGAUGUACAAGGAACUCGUGGAUACUCACAAUGCUGAAUUCAUUGCUGGCGGAUCCGUACAGAACUCGUUGCGCGUGUGUCAGUGGGUUUUGCAGCGGCCGAAUGUGACGACGUUCUUCGGAUGCGUCGGAAAUGACGAUUAUGCGAAAAUUUUGGAGAAUAAGGCGCGCGGAGACGGUGUCAAUGUGCGUUAUCAGGUCUCGGAGAAGGAAGCAACUGGCACGUGUGGCGUUUUGGUGACAGGAACGAAGCGUAGUUUGUGCGCCAAUUUGGCAGCAGCGAACUUGUUCACGCCGGACCACAUCACGAAGAACGAGGAAAACUUUAAAUUUGUCGAAAAUGCGGAAUAUUACUACAUUUCGGGAUUCUUCAUUACCGUAAGUCCGCCAACGAUCAUGCACGUGGCGAAAUAUGCCGCCGAGAAGGAUCGUUACUUCAUGAUGAAUCUCAGUGCUCCCUUCAUCUGCGAGUUCUUCAAGGACCCGCUGAAAGAAGCCAUUCCCUACGUGGAUUUCCUCUUCGGCAACGAAUCCGAAGCACUCACCUUUGCGAAACACUGCAUGGGACUCGAAACGGAAGAUCUCAAGGAGAUCGCCAUGAAAAUUGCGCAACUCCCGAAGACGAAUGCCAACAAGAAACGCAUCGUGAUUAUCACGCAGGGCUAUUUGCCCGUUUUGGUGGUGCACAAUGACACAUUGACGGAAUAUCCGGUGGAGAAAUUGGAGCCGCAUCAAAUUACGGACACAAAUGGCGCCGGAGACGCGUUCGUGGGAGGCUUUCUUGCAUGUUUUGUGCAAAAGAAACCCAUGGAUGUGUGUGUCAAGUGCGGCAUUUGGGCUGCAAAGCAAAUUAUUCAAAGGUCUGGAUGCACUUUCGAAGGCAAACCAGAUUUCGCUUGUUAGACACGCUUCCACGCUGUUAAUAAAGUUUUCUUUUUUGGACAAAAUUAUA